AUGGCCCCGAAACGCUCCCGCGACGAUACCACCACCGCCGACGAGAAGCGGGAAACCACCAACGAUGCCCCCGUGAAGAAGAGAAAGGGUUUCAGCGUCGGUCCUGCCAACCUCCCAGAUGGAACAUACCGUCGCAAGACCCAAAAAAUCAAAAACGACCUAAUUCAAAAAGCCAAAGUCAAAAAGGCCUACGCCAAAGUUCGCGCCGCCGAGCUUGCCGCCGCUCCAUCUAGACCCAUCUACACCGACGAUGCCCAAGAUCAAGACGAGGAGAACAAGCGCGCGGACCCGGCCCCGGCGUCGUUGGAACUUCACCCGGACCGGCAGGCUAUGCUAGACCAGCCGGCGCCGGAGCCCGAACCUACUCCUGCUGGUAGACCGCAGCGUGGGGAGAAGCGCAAUGCGAAGGGCCGUCGUGAAAGAAAGCCCAAGCCCUCUGCAUUUGCUCGAGAGAUGGAAAUUGCGGAGAAGCGGAGGAAGGAGGCGGAGAAGCGUAGAGAGGAGCGCGAGUUCAGGCAGAAGGAUCGCGAGGCGAUGGCGCGCGCAAAACGGCCGGAUCAGGCUGGGAAGAGGAGAUUGGGGAGGGAGAGUAAGGUGUUGUUGGGUCGGGUGGAGCGGUUGGUUGGGAAGGCAUAA
This is a messenger RNA of Aspergillus luchuensis, 636 nucleotides long. RefSeq lists its product as uncharacterized. The record is from RefSeq and is a predicted model, not a curated record. NCBI's taxonomy places the organism in Eukaryota, Fungi, Ascomycota, Eurotiomycetes, Eurotiales, Aspergillaceae. The transcript has 2 exons. The coding region runs from base 1 to 636 and encodes 211 amino acids.